Molecule: messenger RNA, 675 nt
Organism: Zasmidium cellare ATCC 36951
Lineage: Eukaryota; Fungi; Ascomycota; Dothideomycetes; Mycosphaerellales; Mycosphaerellaceae
Exons: 4
Coding region: 1-675 (224 amino acids)
Molecular function (GO): GTPase activity; GTP binding
Source: RefSeq, a predicted model, not a curated record
AUGGCGUCAAGAGUGCAGCAAGGCGGCCGUCCCGGAGGCGCUCGCUUUGCCCAGUUCAAGCUGGUGUUACUCGGAGAGUCGGCCGUCGGAAAGAGCUCGCUCGUUCUCCGCUUCGUAAAGGACCAAUUCGAUGACUACAGAGAAUCCACCAUCGGCGCCGCCUUCCUCACGCAGACGAUUGCCCUAGAUGAGCAGACCACAGUAAAGUUCGAGAUUUGGGAUACUGCAGGCCAAGAGCGAUACAAAUCACUGGCGCCCAUGUACUACAGAAACGCAAACUGUGCGGUGGUGGUCUACGAUAUAACACAGGCGAGCUCAUUAGACAAGGCCAAGGCAUGGGUGAAGGAGCUGCAGCGACAAGCCAACGAGAACAUUAUCAUCGCACUGGCUGGCAACAAAGCCGAUCUUGUCGCCGAGCAACCUGACAAGCGCGCCGUUCCAACCGCAGAUGCUGAGGCAUACGCAAAAGAGGCCAACCUGCUCUUCUUCGAAACGAGUGCCAAAACCGCUGAAAACGUCAAGGAGCUGUUCACUGCGAUUGCGAAGAAGCUACCGAUAGAACAGGCAAGUCAGCGCGGUAUGAGAGGAGCUGCUGGCAGAUCAGCGGGUGUCGAUCUGGGAUCACGGACGGAGCCAGGAUCAGGUGCCGGUGGACCAGGAGGAUGCAACUGCUAG